Apis dorsata (giant honeybee) is the source of this 2180-nucleotide messenger RNA. RefSeq lists its product as uncharacterized. The transcript has 4 exons. The record is from RefSeq and is a predicted model, not a curated record. NCBI's taxonomy places the organism in Eukaryota, Metazoa, Arthropoda, Insecta, Hymenoptera, Apidae. Bases 250 to 933 code for a protein of 227 amino acids.
GAUUUGGUUGCCAGCAUUAACUAUAGUAUUUAUUAACUUAAAGUUUGCGAAAGAAAUUUUAAAACAGCAAUCAAAAUUUAAUUUCCAUCAAAUUUAUUAUUUAUGCAUCAUUACGUAUUGUUGAUACAAUUAAAUAAUUUAAUGAAAAUCCUAUCUGUUUCUUUUCGCGCUAUAUUAUAGAAAAGUUGUGCUUAAUUUUAAACUUUCUAUUUCACGAUAGUUUCACGAAGUUUAAAAAAAAAUAAAAAAAUGGAAUAUACAUUGGAAGAUGCUUUUGAAAAUUUGAAAGAUACUUUGACAGAACGACAAAAAGAAAUGGAAAACUUGUGUGAUAUAAUUAUGAAUAAUAAACCAAUUGCUUUGAAUAAAACUUGCACGUCAGAAGAUGUAAGAAAAAAGCAAUAUAAAUUGUAUAAAAGUUUAUUGAAUAAAGUUCUUCGGGAAAUACCAAAAGAUUAUCCGAUUCCUCAUACAUCUGAUUUGCAUAUUGAAAUUCUAACAGAACUUGAAAAUGAAGUGCUAAAUGCUCAACAACUUCUUGACAAAAUGAAGACGCAACUUUCGAAUAUUAAUGAAGAUAUAUCUUAUUUAGAAAAGAAGAAAUUGGGUUCGGAAAAGAUGCGAGAAGCCUUCUUGAAUGCAGAACAAUUGACAGAUACUACAACUUAUAAUAAAGAACAUGUAAUAACUAAACGCAUGUUCAAAAAUGUAAAAAAGGAUUUGCAUAUGGUAGUAGAAAUGUUGUUCCCAGAAAAUCAACAUUUCAAAGACUGUUUAGGGAACUUAACAUCAGCAUAUACAAAAGGAGGAGAUGAAAUGUAUAUAUCUAUUACACCAGAAACUCUAGUAUUUAUGAAUUUCCUGAUUGAGGCUGGUAUAAUUACGUAUCAUAGAAAUGACAAAACUAGAGUGAGAUUAAUGGAUAUGUUAUAGGUAUAAUUAAAAUAUACAGAAUGUAAAUAUAUUCAUGAAAUAUUUUUGGAAGAUUGAUUUUAUAUAUUCUAAAAGACUUAAGAUAUGACAAAAAUACCAGUUAAGAUUUUAUUAAGUUAUAAAUAAUUAAAAUUCAAGACAUAAAGUGAAAUCUUUGUUAUAUCAUUACUUCUCUUUAUCUUUGCUUUGCUUCAUUUAUAUAAAUUAAUUAUAACUUAAUAAAUAAACCUCAAUAUUUUUGUAUAUUAACUUUUAUCUUUGUUUUGAUUUCUGAAAUCAAUUUUUCAAAAGUAUCUCAUGAAUAUUAAUAUUAAAUACAUCAAUUUUAUAUUAUUUUUAAAUAAAGUUUUAAUUGUUAAAGCUAAAUAUUGAAGAUUAGAAAAGAAAUAUAUAUGUAAUAAAUAGCUUGAUAAUAAUGGUAUAUAACUAUAAAAAAAUUUCAAUUCAAAAUUUAAAUUUAAUAUUUUAUAUUUCAAUUUAAAUGCAAAAUUUUUUCAAUUCAAACAUUUUUACCACAUAAACGGAGCUCUUUCUCUUAAUACCCUAACACCUGUACGUUCCCAUUCUUGCCGACCAAUCCAUAAUUCUUGAGCAGAUUCUAAACAACUUAAAAUUGCUGCUCCUUUCCAUGCUGUCAUACCAGGAUCCAUUUCUUUUGGUUGUGUUAUGAUAUCCAAUUGUUCUACAUAUAAUAUAAAAAAAGAAAAAAUUUAAGUUAAAAGAAAUUUUCUUGUAUUUAGAUUUAUAUACAAAAAUACACACCGGCUCUGUACAUAUAGGGAAUUUGAAGAGAAAUCCGAUUAUGUAGCCACAUACCUAUACCUUGGAAUUUCAUACCUGAACCAACUACAAGUACGCAACUAUACAUUUUCCUUUUUAGAUCUUCCGUGGCUAUGGAAAAUGUAAAAAUUAAAAUUCAUGAAUUUUUUUGCUUUUAUUGGAUUGAUUAGAUAUACAUACGACAGCGAUCGAUACUUUGAAGAACAGCAUGAUCCAAACCUAACAAUUGUUGAGGACCUACUACAAAAUCACGCGGGGCAUCUAAAUCGCGAUUCGAUAAGGUAAUCGGUGCGGAGUCUACUGCAUCCACAACUACUUCUUCUUCUCCUGCUACAGUUGGUGCUGUUGCUUCUUCUUGCAUUUCAGAUGUUUGUUCAAGAUUUUCUUUCAUGCCUCUUCUCUAAACAAUAACAGAAUUAAUAUUUUUGUUAGAAAAAUAAACAUACUCAUUUUCUUAUGUAACUCUA